This is a messenger RNA of Emiliania huxleyi CCMP1516, 824 nucleotides long. RefSeq lists its product as hypothetical. The record is from RefSeq and is a predicted model, not a curated record. NCBI's taxonomy places the organism in Eukaryota, Haptophyta, Isochrysidales, Noelaerhabdaceae. The transcript is spliced from 3 exons. The coding region runs from base 110 to 724 and encodes 204 amino acids. Gene Ontology annotation, biological process: microtubule-based movement. Gene Ontology annotation, molecular function: dynein intermediate chain binding. Gene Ontology annotation, cellular component: cytoplasmic dynein complex; cytoplasm.
GCGGCCAAAGCGCGCCGAGCUCGAGUUCGCCACGGCCCCCCCGCGCCCAGCCCGCCACCAGCCUCCCGAAUCGAACAGACGGUGGCUGCCUGCGCCGGUGGCGAUUUCAAUGACGAGCGAAGCGUAUGAGAAUGGCUUCCACAACGAGGCUGGACAGCAAGACGAGAUGGGCGCACCCAGCCACGGCGAGGACGCGGCGACAGCGCACACCAGCGCUGUGGGGCCCGCUGAGAAUGGGCAUGCAGCGCAUCACAACGACCUCGUGGAGAGGGCGGGUGAAUCGGAGCGGGCAAUGGAGGCCACCGUCGACCGGAUGCAGUCAGUCCACGGCGUGCUUGGCACGGUCGUUUUUCGCGGCGACGGCACUGUGCUCAAGUCGACGCUCUCGCCGUCUGAGGCGGCGAGGCAUGUCCCGGGGGCCUGCCAGCUCCUGCUCCGGGCCAUGUCGGCCGCCGAGGCGGUGGGCGCGCCAGGCGGGCUGCGCAACCUCGCUGUGCGGACAAAGAAGCACGAGCUGCUCCUCUCGUGCUCGGAGCGGUUCUCCCCGUCGGCUGGGUUUGGGUUGCUCGUGCUGCAGGACCCCAGCCUCGUGAUCGAUACCAAGGUUGGGGUCCGAGAUCUCAUCGCCAAGCUGCGCAAGCUUGGCUGCGAGAUCCCACCCGCGGCGGACCGUGCGUGGUUGCUCGAGAUUUUGGAGGGCGAGAUGAUGCGGAGAGGGCUGUGAGUGGCGUGCAUCUGUGUGUGUGGUGGCGGCGUGCCGUCCUCCCAUCCCUCCCUUGAGCUGUCUCUUUUCUUUCUUUCUUUUGUUUAAAUUCUUUCUCUUU